Molecule: messenger RNA, 3222 nt
Organism: Talaromyces rugulosus
Lineage: Eukaryota; Fungi; Ascomycota; Eurotiomycetes; Eurotiales; Trichocomaceae
Exons: 2
Coding region: 1-3222 (1073 amino acids)
Biological process (GO): GPI anchor biosynthetic process
Cellular component (GO): endoplasmic reticulum membrane
Molecular function (GO): mannose-ethanolamine phosphotransferase activity
Source: RefSeq, a predicted model, not a curated record
AUGCAAGCAAACACAUCCGAGAAAAAGUCGCUGGGCAGUCACGCCGGGGGUUCUGAUUCUCAGCUGGGAGGGCUUUCUUCGACUCUUGAGAACCGCGACGCCAGCACUCAAUCCUCGAGUGCCUCCAAGAAUGAAGAACCUGGUUUAGCAGAAGCUUCGAAGAGCAAGGAGCUGCUUAGGGCCAAAGAAAACGACUUUAAAAGGAAACAUUUUGGUGUGGUUGGAAUUCUUUCAUGGAUAUUCUUCUUACACGUUAUUGGCAUAUAUCUAUUCACGAAAGGAUUCCUUUUGACUCGCCUGGUCCUCAGCGACAAGUCGAGUUGCAACAUAUCUCCCCUUGACAAUGUUGAUUUCGGUAGUGGAAAAGCAGACGAGGGCUGCUGGCACCCCAAGACUUUCGACAAGGCCGUCUUCUUAAUCAUCGAUGCUUUGAGAUAUGACUUUACCGUCCCGUUUCAUCCAAAGUCAGAGAGUGACGAGGCACAAAUAUUUCAUGACAACAUUCCUAUCCUUUACGACACCGCAGUCCAAUCACCUGAGAAAGCGUUCCUCUUACCUUUCAUUGCCGACCCUCCCACAACCACCCUACAACGAUUGAAAGGACUUACUACCGGCACAUUACCUACUUUUAUUGACGCCGGCUCGAAUUUCGCUGGUACGGCCAUUGACGAGGACAAUAUCGUGUCUCAGUUGCGUGAUGCUGGUAAAAACCUGGUUCACCUGGGAGACAAUACCUGGCAUAGCCUGUUUCCGGACUACUUUGACCCGGAACUGACCCGCCCGUUUGACUCUUUCAAUGUAUGGGACCUGCAUACCGUGGACAACGGGGUCAAUGAUCACCUAUUCCCUCUCCUUCACCCGACAAACGCAACAAAAUGGGACGUUAUUUUUGGACAUUACCUCGGCGUCGACCACGCCGGCCACCGCUACGGUCCUAACCAUGCCGCUAUGGCCGACAAACUGAAACAAAUGGACCAGGUUAUUCGUAACAUCAUUGACUCGAUCGACGACGAGACACUCCUCAUUGUGAUGGGGGAUCAUGGCAUGGAUUCAAAAGGCGACCACGGCGGCGAGUCUGAUGACGAAGUGGAAGCCGCCCUUUGGAUGUACUCCAAGAAAGGCAUAUUUGGACGUACAAGUCCGGAAUUCGUGACGCCACCGAAGACCGCUAAGGAACGUCCAAUUCCCCAAAUCGACAUUGUUCCUACCCUCUCUUUGCUUCUCGGUAUCCCUAUCCCUUUCAACAACCUUGGCUCUCCCAUAGAAGAAGUAUUCGCAGGAAAUUCGGGUUCGGAUCUGAAGAAUCUAGCAACGGUUAACCGUAUCACAUCGGCUCAGAUCAAAAGAUACCAACAUCAAUACGCUUUGGCGCGAGGAGUCGACGAUAGUCAAACAUCUGGCCCUUUGUCGCUCUGGGCCGAGGCCGAGUCACAAUGGAAGGCAUUGUCAAAAUUGGGAUCCAAUUCGGAAAAAUUACGGUCCGCAUACGCGGCUUAUAAAGAGUAUCAGCGAGAUACCUUGGACGUCUGUCGCGGCUUGUGGGCCCGGUUUGAUGUACCUAGUAUGGUACAAGGGGUUGCGUUUCUUUUGGGGGGUAUCGUGGUGUUGAUCACGUAUGCUCGAGGUAUACGUGACGACCGGACGACCCUCAACUCAACUCUACUUUCUCGCAUUGGCUUAGGUUUGAGCCUAGGAGCCGUGGGUGCCCUGGUAUUCGUGUAUGCUGGCGAUGCCUCUCUGCUUGACUCCUUAGCGUUUGGUACUGCAGGAGGAAGUAUACUGGGUGUAAUGUCUACCGUUUUGUCCACACCGAAAAGCUUUAAAUCGUCGCUGCCAAACUCUUUCUGGAGCUGGUUUGCUGUGAUUGCAACUGUUUCUCAGUCCAUUGGAUUUGCGUCGAACUCAUAUACCAUUUGGGAGGAUCAGAUAUUGCUCUUUUUCCUUGUCACUUUUGGUGUACUUGCCGGGAUCUCGUCGAUGCGUCAAAUCUCGACAUCGGAUAGGGUUCUUGGGACGUAUCACUCGAUCCUCUUUAUUAUCAUGACAAGACUUGCAUCGUUCUCUCGUUUAUGCCGAGAAGAACAGAUGCCGUUUUGCAAAUCAACCUAUUACUCGUCCGCAACCUCUUCAACUUCAGCUCCUUGGCAGCUCAUUGUUCCCUUUGCAGUUGCAUUGAUCUUGCCGAAUGUGGUAAGAUCCUUUUAUGUAGGCUCUAAGUCAUACGAGGGUUCUGCUACUCUAUGGAUCGGCUUCGCUUUCCGUGUCGGAUUAAUACUAUCCGCAGUUUUCUGGACUUUCCAUGCAGCUGAUGACAAUGGUUGGUUUCCUCUCGCCAAGGGCAUCUUGAGAUAUCUUCGAAACAUUGUAGCCCAGUUGGUGCUAGCCAUUGCGUUUGCCGCAGGAACAGCAACUUUUGUUUGGGCGAAGCCAUGCAUCAGCAUCAAUAUGACGCAGGCUAGUGACCAACCGGAGCCGCAGCAACAACGCACGACAAUUACGAUUCUCGGCUUCGCAAACGUGCACGGCUCUAGGUUCGUCCUGUUGGUCAUUAAUUUCUGCUUGGCGAUUACACUUUUGAGCAAGCCCAUGGGGCAAGGGGCUAUUGCUAUUGAGAUGGUGCAGAUUUUGUCAUUGGUUGAGAUUCUCGACACGAAUGCGCUCACCACGACCAACUCAGCCAUUGGGCCAGUCGUGUUGGGUCUGCUGGGAUCAUUCCAUUAUUUCAAGACCGGCCACCAAGCUACAUUAAACAGCAUACAGUGGGAAAGCGCAUUCUUUGCCCUCUCCACAGUCAGAUACCCCUGGUCGCCCCUACUGGUCAUUUUCAACACCUUUGGCGCACAGAUCCUGGCCGCCGUCGCCGUGCCCCUCGUGGUGCUCUGGAAACGCCCAAUCGACACCCACGGCCGGGUCCCCAUGCAGCUCGUUUCUUCAGAGGACGAGAGCAGCAGCAGCGGCAGUAGUCGCCCAAUGCUUCGCCUCCUCUCCGACGUCGCUCAGGCCUCGGCAACGCAUAUGCUCUACUACGCUACCAUCAAUUUGGCGACGACCAUGUGGGCCGGCCACCUACGUCGCCAUCUCAUGUUGUACCGCAUCUUCAGCCCUAGAUUCAUGUUCGGUGCUGCUAUCUUGGGCGUCGUCGACGUGAUCGUCGUCGUCGUCGCCCUGGGUCUCGGAUUGAGAUGGAACACUGUCAGUGUAGCAGAAGUUUUCGGAUGGUGA